This is a messenger RNA of Porites lobata, 8652 nucleotides long. NCBI's taxonomy places the organism in Eukaryota, Metazoa, Cnidaria, Anthozoa, Scleractinia, Poritidae. The record is from the annotation of a GenBank genome assembly.
AUGCAGCAAACGGAAGGCGUGGGAUUUUUAUUACGCUUGGCUGUGGAUCUCCUGAUUGCAAUUGAAGCCAGUUUCUCAGCGUCUCCCAUUAUGAAUUUCGACAUAAAGUUGUUCGUAUUAAUCGUAGCAAUGGGAAAAGUGAAACCAAACGAAGUCUCCGAUAAUCAAGGUGAGAUCAUUAAUAAUAAUAAUCACCGUCAGUUACCAUGUACGGUACUGAUAAAUUGAUUGCCAGCAUCUUUUGUAAGCCGAUUCCCAGGAUCAGGGUAUUUCAGAAAGGCAAUUGCAACUUAGAAUUUCAAACAUAUACCUGGGUUACUACAAAUACUAGCUUUGGUUUUCAAAGUUACUAUAUCCACAACUACUGCCACAUCAUGGCCAGUAAAGUAAGAGGGCUGAGGGUAGAAUCGAAUGACUUGCCGCAGCUCAUUCUCUCUUGCUUGCUGGUGGCUUUUGUAUACUAAAUUCUUUACCACUAUCAAGCAAAGAAAAUUAACAAACGCCAAGCAAAAUAAUUGGAAGCUAAGAAGUCCAUUUUUACCGCUCAAUGUAAAAACGGAAAAAUAAAUAAGCUCAUUACUUUGAUAAAAAUGAAAAGCCAGUUUUGCAAUGUCUAACUAGGUAUCCUACGUUUGACCGAGUUGGAGCUACAUGCGGACAUCUAAAAUCUUCGUCUUGCGUCUUUUACAAAUUCUUCGUCAUAUCGCGCAUUAGUUAUUUUCGUACGUUGCAGUGCUAUGUUUAUAUACCAUGUGAUAAGUGUUCCGUGUCUCUUCUUGACAAUUUGACUAAAACUUUGGGAGGGUUUUGAAAGCAGGGGGAGAAGGGUCUACACAAAGAAUAAGCUCUAGAUAACUCAAAUGCGCUCUUCUGUUUAGGGCCCUACGGAUUAUGCUUGUAAAAUCCAGUAUUGUGUUUUUUGGCGUCACCCUGUGCAACCAAGGUGUUAUGCUGAAAAUUAUGCUUGCCUGGGGGUAUUAUGCUCCUAAUUGUGUUGGAUUAAAAUGACUCUUUUCCAUCCAUCAACUAUAAAGCUAUCAUUUCUAUACACUCUUACAUUGAGCAGUUUCAUACCUUGAGGGACUGGAACGAAUUAAUGUAAUAUAGGACCCACAUGGUCAGAAAGAGUCAGUACAGACAUCUUUUAAAAAUCCUUAAGUCUGGUCUUAAUCGGAUUAAUAUUGAGCAAGACAUGGCCAUUCAAAAACUUAACAAUUGCCGCUUAGAAAUGCAUGGAUAUGAUUGCCGGGCUCCAGGUGUCUAGUAUUAGCUGCCGAACGUCCUGUAGAGAAACGUAAAGAUGUCAACUAAAUAUUGACUUUAAAUCCUUCCAGGUAAUCUGGAGGAAACAUAUACCGUUCAAGACUUGAGAAAUGACUUGCAGACCGCCAUGGAAGUAGAGCACGCGACCAUCCCACCAUACUUGACUGCCCUAGCCACUCUCAUGACUGGCAACAACUCUGACAUUCAGAACAGACUACGCGACGUUUUUAUUCAAGAGAUGUUUCACCUGGCGCUUGCCGCCAAUAUUCUCAAUGCAGUUGGAGGGAAACCAUCACUGAAUUAUUCAGGAUUCAUUCCUGACUACCCUUCAGUGCUCCCAGGUGGCCUCCAUCCCAAACUGAUUGUCCCUAUCAAAAAAUUCACACGCCUUCUGGUGAAAGAUGUGUUCUCGAUGAUAGAACAGCCAGAGGUAGAAGUAGCGACAUUAAGUAGCUUUAAACAUAUUUUUAGGUUUGUACGUAGAAUCAAAGAUAGAUUAGGUUACUGCCAAAGAAGUGAAGCCGGAGUUAACUGCGAAUUACCGGGGAACAUAAUGACCCGGAUGAAUCAAUCAGGUUGCUUUAUUUCAAACGCUGAAAAGGCUCAGUUUCUGGAAGGUGAGUCUGACAUGAUUAUUCUUUUUAACCAUAAACUUCUAUGCUCAUAUAAAAAACUAAUAGCCUGAUAAAACAGUCGACAUUUUGUGACGUCACCACAGGUUUUUCAACCAAUGAAAAGUACUACUCAGAUCUGGGUUGUGACACGUCAUCAGUAUGGAAUUUCUGCGCUCGUUUCUUAGACGUCAUUUCGCGGGGAAAUCAGUGGUGACGUUGUGUAAUAUCAACUUUUUUCUCUGGGUCAACGGUCGAUUGAUUGUAUUUCGGAAUAAGAAUACGCAAAGUCGCAAACUUUUUGGUACAAAUCUCUUGUACCGUGAUUCUUGGUCCGUUUUAACUCUACCGACAUCGGGAAUUUUAUUUGAGGCAGAUUCCUACUCUAAUUCAGUGAAUGCAAAGAAGUUAUUUUCCAUUUAUCCUUAUUCUGGAAUACGGUCAAUCGUAGCUUUUAGGCUACCAAAAUUAACUGAAUUUAUUUAUAAAAAUAUUCUCAGUAAUGCAAAUUGACUUGAAAUGGACCAGUAGUUUUGAAGUGGAAACGACGACUCGCGGCAAGCCAAGAAAUAUCAGUGGGAUGAAAAUAAAGAUCGUUUCAGCGUGCAUAUAAUUAUGCAGUUGCAUAUAGUUAAACUGAGUUAAACGGGCAAUGGCAUGCACGUAACUGGAUUUGCGUCUUACUCAUGGAACAAUUAAAAAACCUUCGCAUCAUGCGGCCCAUUUUUAUAGUGCCACGCUGCGCUAUUCACGCUGUUUAUGGAAUAACACUUUGAUAGCGUCAUAAUAACCUACAUUACUAACUGUGUUAUUAAAAAUAAAAUAUUAUUUUGACUACAGAAUUUAAGCAGCGUCGAUUGUUAAAGGUGAUUCAUAGAGAAGCAAAAAAGGUGUGUCUCAAAAAACGCCCUUUUAUUAUAAUAUUGACUAUUCUGGACUUUACACCUUUCAUCUCUGAGCCACAUUCCAUUUUGAACUUUUCUCGUGUACUUCUCAGAUUUACAGGUAAACCGUUGACAUUGCGAAUUUCUAUCCAGUGGAAAAGCAUUACGAAUAUCAUUUGCGCUAUCCAGUGGAUAGAGGUUUAGGGCCAGUUAAUUGAUCGGAGUUUAGCCCUUGUUUAUGGACCGGUCAUUAUUUAUCGCCUGGGGGGGGGGGGAGGGGAGGAUUUUGGGGAAUCACUUGAUUUUUAGGAGAAAAAAAGGGGGAUCAGUCGUAACUGAGAACCCAAAAGGGGGAAUCACGGAAAGCUUUGGAAGGAUUCAGAGGGGGGACCACUCAGAUUUGCUUGGAAAAUGAAGAAGACAUGGGGAGCCCAGGGGAUCGUGAAAGUCAUCAAAUAUUAUUAAGGGGGAUCACUUCAGUGAAGUAACAUUUAAAGGGGGGAUCGGCUAAAUUUCACCUUGUUUAGCCCCAAAUAUUCCCCCACCCCCCGCCAUCCCCAGGCGAUAAAUAAUGACCGGUCCCUUAACAAAACCGUGUUCUAAACCAUUUUCAGUUGGAGUGGUUUGCUCAGCGCUUUCAUUUAAACACCGUUUUUCGUGAACAAUUUGAACAGAGCAUAUAGCGUAGAUAGGAAGAGUACUUUUUAUUUUUCUAAAAUUAACCCCUUAAGAAAGAGAUCUAGUGAUCCAAUGAUUUCUUAAACCUCGGCCUUUGUUAGACUUCGUUUGAAUAACCGACUCUUAAUGUCCAGUGGAUAGCUCGUGGAUAGCGUUAUCUUGCCUCUCGUCCCUGGGCGUCAUUACUGCGCCUGACCGCUCCGUUUCGGGUCACGUGAUCCGAGCGAGUUUUCGUCUCGGAAACGUCCCCGAAAUGCAUUGACCGAGAAGGCCUGGGAAGACGCCGUACAGGGACUAGGCAAAGUGUUAUCCACGGAAAGAAAGUGGUGGCCAGGCGGACGGCCGUGUGUUACGUAUAGCGAUCCCGUAAACCGACCUAUCUCUCGAUUCAGACAGUUUUCAGACAGUCUUUUUGGCUCUUUAAAUUGGACAUUUCCACGAAAUGCGUAGAGUUUAUCCUUCCAAUACCAAUGGAUAAGCGUUAAUUUUUUUUGCUGUCCAAUAGUAACCUUAAAUUAAUGGUGAAAGGAGUUUAGCACUGCCCCGCCCUUUAUCCUAAGAUCUUCAGAUUUGUACAAUCAACAGACAUGUGUCAAUAAAGAAAGCAAAGAAAAAGAAAAGAGAAAGAUUUCUAAAGCGCGUUUUAUUUGUGUUUCAGCAUGGCCUUUCUUCAACUGACGAUCUCGUUUAUCACAACAACACAAUCGGCGGUUUCUACAGAUAUAUUCUACAGGGCCUUGGCUACCUCACGGGUUGUGGCACUAAUGAUUCAAUAUUUACAGGAGAUGUGAGCAAACAAGUCACUCACAAGGGAUGGACAGUGAGCGGCCAUAGCAUGAAGGUGACUGAUUACCUCUCAGCUGUAGAUGCUAUCGAAGCUAUCGUUGAUCAAGGUGAAGGAAGUUCUCCAUGCAAUCCCGACGCCAUUUCAGAAGUAGGAAAUAAGGAGCUCUCACAUUACUACACAUUCUUGUCUGUUUCUCAUGGACGUGAGAUAGAAGUCUAUCCCAAUCCGUACAGAGAAGAGGUAACACUAUUGUCUAGAGAGUUUUAGAGACUAAUGUGCGUUUACCGUUUUUCUUCAAAUAAGCGCCCUCCCCGAGUAAUUUAAGCGCCCACUUACAGGUGACGGUGGUACUGUCGCAAAUUUCUAAAAAUCAUCGCACUUUGUAAUACCUGUCGCACUUUGUAGUAAAAAAGCUGUCGCAAUUUGUAAUAACUGUUGCGGCACUUUGUAAUAAACUAAGCUUUCACAAUUUGUAAUAAUUUCAUCGCACUUUUUAAUAAUUUUUUGAGAGUGAUUCAACUUACUUCGUCAACAUAAAUAUAAUGCCAAAAUAUGAAUGGUACUUCGUAAACAGAGAUGAUGACGUUUGCAAGCACGUAACUUACAAAAUAACUUUUAUAAUUUAUAUCUCCCCUCAUUCAAACCAUUAGACUACGAGUAGUCCCCUAUUUUUUGCUCAGAGAUGAUAGAGCGUGCGAAACGCGAGCGCGCGUGAAAACCACCCCCCGCGAGAAAAGGCGACACGCGCACUCGCGUUUCGCACGCUCUACUAUCGCUGAGGAAAAAUGGUUGACUACUCGUAGUCUAUCAAACCACUGACUUUAUUCACGGUCCUAAACACUUUUUUAAAAUUAAUGUUGAUUAGUUAUCUGACGUAUACGAGAUUCUAUAUUCCUUGUUAUUGUAUUAGAUGGUUUGCAUGCAAUGGUUACCUGGGAGGGGGCGUACUCCCUUAUAUGGCCAAUACGGGGAUGUGCCGCAGGCCAGAGCGUUGUCAGAGUACAGAAGCAAGACACAAAAGAGCCAUUAAUAAAAGGCAUUUUAUUUCCACAAAUCGUAACAUCCAUCCUUACAUCAUUCAAAUAAGGACACCUGGAAAGCUUUCCUUUUUAGAUCUUAUAACAAACAGGUCGACAAAACACCGUACUUGUCUAACGCGCAAUCUUAAAAGAAGUAAUAGUGGCUUCCAUAUUUUGGCCAGCGUAAUCAGACCAGGCCUGUAAAAAUUCAAAAUGUAAUUUACUACAAAUAAACAAAAACGUCACCAGUGGCAAACCGUCGAACCACAACAGAAACAUAAACACAAAAUCCAGGUAGUCUCUGGCCAAUACCCUUGUAUGUACCCGUUUUUAUAAAACUCACUUGGGGUAAUAGACUGAGCCGGGCUGACCUUGUGAUCCAUUAUUCUCUCUUGAUUUGGUACCAUAUAGGAACAAAAGGAGUAUCAUUCAAUCUUAAAACAAUUUUUCUGUAUGGAGCCCUCUAAAGCAAACACCGUGGGGAUAGUAAAAAUGUCUCCUUCCCAGUGUACAACUCGUAAGACCUUGCAAUUCUUCCAAGCGUGUUCAGGAUUUUUUUCCCGCAAAAUGGAAAGGAUAAUAAACCAAACCAUCCAUUACUACCCUAUCUAAGGAUCAAACCAAAGACACAAAGCCAGCAAGGUAAAAAAUGAUACCCUAUUUAAGGUUCGAGAUCCUCAGCGAUACUUACCUACCUAGCCCAUACAUGUAUAUGGAAUUAUCCCCCACCCCCCACUCCGAAGACUUCACGUGUCACGUGGCAAGCAAACAUGGAUUGGGACGACGAAUGCCAGGUUAUUCAUAAAUUUUCUGAUGUUAAAUGUUGCUUUGUUAUUUAAAUAUUUUUGAAUUCAAAUAUAUGAGAUGAUUUAUUUCUCUUUUUUUGGUGACAUGUCACAGGAAGUUUCAUGUCUUUCAUAAAAGUGAUUCUCGUUGGUCAUGUGAUUAAUUAAGGCAGAAAAAUAUGGAAUUAUUACAAAUUGCGACAGCGUUUUUAUUAACAAGUUCGACACGGUUUAAUACAAGUUACGAGAGGUAUUACAAAGUGCGAUGAUUAUUACAAACUGCGACAGUACCCCUAAGUCAAAAUAUCCAACUUGGUCCCCCCAUCCCGGGGGGGACUCGCAUAUGAAAGGGGCGGGGAUGUUCGUCGUCUUGCUUAGGGGUGUAAAUUUCGGAUUUUGGUCUCACUGAGGGUGUUCUGGGCAAAACGCCAUUAUAUUUAGCAGUAAAGGUCUCUUUUAGGGUUGCAUGCGAAGAAAUGUAAAAAAAAUGAAUAUCUUCAAUUCGUUUUAUUUACUCGAUUCAUGUUGUCAAAGUUUAAAAUGGUCUCUUUUAGGGGUCAAAAAUAGGUUGGGCCAAGUCCAAAUUGAACUCCGACGAGUAUCCCGCGCCUUUCAUAUGGAAUUCCCCCCGAGUCCCCCUCAAAGAAGAGUCCCCCACUUACCCAGCCACACCCCCACCCCCUGAAAUACCAGGAGAACCUGUUUCUAUCGCCACUUUACUCAUAUGUUUUUACGCUUCAACUACCGAUACAUCUGUGUGUAAAGACAAGCUCGUUCCCAGGGUUCUCCUACCCGUUGUGUAAAGAGUGCUCAAACUACCUUCUACUCCUACUUGAUAGGAAUUCAAUUGCACGUAUCGCUUCACCGGUCCCAAGAUUCCUUUUGAUCCCGAUGCCGUUUGGCCGAUGGUUACCAACCCAAACUUGUCCAUGUAUGUAAACAAUACUCAAGCGUUCACCGCUGCGGUAAAGUUCAACAUAAAUUAUACAAGACUGUUGACAUCUCUGGACAACGUGUUCAAUGGUCAUGCUGAUCAGAUUCAAGCUGCAAUUGGCCUGAUGUUCCCACUAUUUAACGAACUACAGGAACUGGUUCAAAUACCUAUUGACAUCCAUGGAGACCAGUACGUGGGUCCAAACGUUGGUCCGACCUAUGAUUUUACACCACAUGAUUGAACUUCCUGACUUCCUGACUGAUCGGGCCCCUGACUUCCUCUGAAAUUAUUAACACGCGUUUUAAUGUGCUCGCUGAGCUGAAGCAAAUAGAGAGUUUUAGCAUGACGGCAGCGCAAACUUCACUUGUAAAAAAACCCAAUUCUCGUUUUUUUAAAACCUUUCUAGCGUUUAUUUUAAUUCGAUGAAAAUGUCUAAUGUAAAGGGAAAUUUUCCCUGGAGUUGAUUUCUUGGGGACUGCACUCGUUUAGAAAGAGAAAGACACUUUCGCCACCGUUUUUUAAACGGUCCUCUAUAAAACGUGAAAUUAAGGAAUUGCACGUCGUAGUCGUGUAGUGACGGCUAAGAAAUGAACAAAAAUGCGUGAUGCUUUUGAACGAAACCCUCCAAAUAUCAGCAUUAUGCCUAAAAUUGUGCUCAAAAAGUAGCAUUAUGCUCGACUGAUCUUGGCUAUAUUUGAUGCCCUUUCCCAUGGCUGCAGAAAAAAAAUAUCUCCAUAAACCAGAAACACAAUAUUUUAUUGCAUCAAUUACAAAUUAACAAAAAAUAAACAACAAAUAAUGAUGCAAAGGCGGGAGGGCAACCAGGCCUUGAAACAAAUUUUCAAACAAGCCUGUGAAUAAGUUAAUUUCUUACUGAAGUGAACAAUUUUCGUUACAUUUAUGGAAAUAUUAAUUUUCUCAAUAUCAUCAUUUCUUUAUGCAUUAAUUAUGCCGGCAUUAUGCUCGAUGUUCCAACUUUACCAUUAUGCCCAUUAUACUAAAACCUGACAAAUUUCUGCAAUUUGAUUGGCUUACUGGAGCAGUGGUUUUUUUAGCUUACUUCUGAAAUACCUACAUGUGAAAAUUACAAACUGCGGGUAGUAAUACAAACAAAUAAUAACAUGAUUUGUACGUGGUAUUUGGAAUAAAUACCACCCAUGAUAUUUCAAAAUUGUCUCAAAUUUCACUAGCCGAAAUUAAGUAUAACAAUUUCGAAAUAUCACUCGUAGUAUUCAUGCCAAACAUCACUAGAAAUCACGCUUUUACCUACACAAAUUAUACCGGCAAAAUGAAUCCAACUCUAACCUGCAAAGUUGUUGUUUUGCUUAAAAAACCUAGCUAUGGCUUUUUAAAGGUCCUCGUUGCCGUCGCCGAUAACGUUGUUAUUGCUAAAACUCCUUUUUGACGUACCUUAGACGUACAGUAUUGCUCGUAUACUUAAGUUCAUGGUCUUUGUAUGCACGCAAUUUAUUUCCUCGUGUAAAUGGCUUUAUGGAUUACUAAAAUUUACUGCAUAAAAGUUUUAUUUCUUUAAAUUGACGUUACGAUUUGACCUGAUUUAUUGCAAGUUACUAGGAAUAUGAUAGGUUAGAUUAUUCUGGUGCUCAAUCAGAUUCGAGCAUUUUUUUUCAGUUAUUAACUCAAAGCGUUAACACUUACCAAUAAUUAGAGGAGCAUUUCCCGUCCUAUAU